CUUGCUCCGAAGUGAGGUAUUUGAAGUAAAUUUGUACAUCGAAAUUAUUUGAAAUAGUAAAUCAUGUCCGUUCCAACAGUAACUGUCAACGAGCUCUCUCAGGGAAUUCAGGACUACUCUUCCAACGAAAGCGUAAAAAAUGUAUUAGAAGGGAUUCUAAAUGAUUAUAUGGACCUACAAUACGCCAAGGAAACUCCUUACACAACAGGCAAAGAAGUUAUACCUUCUGGAUCUACCAUAAAAGACGUGGAAAACAGUAUUGAUAGUGACGCAGAGCAGAAAUUCAAGGAUAUCUUCGUAAAAAUUUCGGAAACUUACAAAAGCGGAAAUUUGACACCUCAGUCGGAAAACGAUGGUACUUGGGACCCUAAAUACAAACCCGUUUUAGUUUUCGUUACCCCUAAUAAGUAA
Nymphalis io (European peacock) is the source of this 411-nucleotide messenger RNA. RefSeq lists its product as uncharacterized. Bases 64 to 411 code for a protein of 115 amino acids. The record is from RefSeq and is a predicted model, not a curated record. The transcript is spliced from 2 exons. NCBI's taxonomy places the organism in Eukaryota, Metazoa, Arthropoda, Insecta, Lepidoptera, Nymphalidae.